Messenger RNA from Cryptotermes secundus, 1267 nucleotides. RefSeq lists its product as uncharacterized. The record is from RefSeq and is a predicted model, not a curated record. The transcript has 6 exons. Lineage: Eukaryota; Metazoa; Arthropoda; Insecta; Blattodea; Kalotermitidae. The coding region runs from base 147 to 794 and encodes 215 amino acids.
UAACUUAAUUUGGUACGAACAUCGAAGUGAUCGAAGUCGUCUAAGUAGAGCAAGGGGAUUCAAACAAAACGUCAUUAUAAAAGGAGCUUAACGGUAAAUAGAUAUCGUAUAGUUUACAGGUGUAGUGCACGAAAUUCAGCAGAACCAUGCAAUUCGCCCAGAAUUAUUUGAACGCUGAAAGGCCCCGCCCCUCAGUUUUCGGGCAAUUCGUUCCUAGUGGAUUCACUGGUAAUGACAGUUCUGCAGGCUGGCUCCAGGUUCCACCAUCACAAAUGCCUUGGGGUAUUCCUAUGGCUGAUCAGCCCACAAUUGUGAGAUUCACUGCCGAAUCUUCCUCCAGUAUGAAGUCAUCAGAGAUGUGUGCUUAUGGUUUCACCCAAGCUAAGAGGAAGUGUGAUUCAGAGGAGACACUGUUACCAGCGAAGCAGCACAUCACCGAAGAAAAGAUGGCAGCACACCUGAGUCAGCUACACAUUAGUCCAGAUUACACACCCCCCCAAGAGCUUGAACCAAGAGAGGAUCAGCAGCAGCAACUGAAACGCCUUGUGCUCUGUGAAGAGCUCAGGAAGCUAAAGCAGGAGCCUAUAUUGCCCUCUUCUUUGCUUUCCAGAUUGGAAAAACCAAACAUGGCCCUAGUGCUGUGGGAGCCCCCUGCUGGAAGUAUCGACCCAUUACUCAGCAGAGAAGGAAGAGGUCAAACAGAAGAAGACAAUAACAACACAAGUGUGGUGGACCUCAACUCCAUUUCUACACCAGGAUUCCCUGCUUCAGAAGAUUCUAUGAUGGACCUGUGAGUGCUGCAGCAGUGUGUGUGAUCAGUUGACAGAAAGGAAGUGUGUGUUUAAAUUAUCUGUGCUGCAUAAAAAUGUGACGUUACAGUCACAGUGAGUGUAUGUAACUGUGACAAUUGCAUCCAUAGAAGUAGUAGGGGAUUUUUGCAUCUGGUCUCAAGCACUAUGUUUAAGAUACACCAGUAUUUUUAAUUGUUACAUGAAAGAUGCUAAUACAUAAUUUAGGCCAUUAUAUGCCCAGUUAAUUUUUAAUAUCUUCAGAUUUUUCUGCUAUGAAAAUCAUUUUAUGUGCAGUUUCAUUGUUUUAUUAAAUUCAAAUGACUUUCCACCAUUUUGUUUUAACCCCUUAUCAUCUGGAUUAAUUAUGAGCAUAAUUCUCACUAGUCCACCUUGAAUAUGACAGAUAUUUGUAAACUUUAAUCUGUCUGAGGUACUUUGAAGAAAAUCAGUAACAGAUGGUGGUAAGGUUGUCAGCC